Camelina sativa (false flax) is the source of this 441-nucleotide messenger RNA. NCBI's taxonomy places the organism in Eukaryota, Viridiplantae, Streptophyta, Magnoliopsida, Brassicales, Brassicaceae. The record is from RefSeq and is a predicted model, not a curated record.
AUGACGACAAGAGGAAAGAAUCACAUUCACAAGCCAAACACGGAGUACAGUCUCGCCAUUACUCAUCUUAAAGCGUUCGCACUGGAACCACGAACAUAUCGGCAAGCUCUUGGUGAUGAUAGCUGGCGCAGUGCAAUGUCUAAAGAAUAUAACGGUCAGCUGAAGAAACGUACGUGGGAUCUAAUUCAACGGCCACCCACACAAAAUGUUGUUGGCUGCAGGUGGGUCUUCAAAACUAAAAUUCUUCCAUCCGGAGAUCUUGAUAAAUAUAAAGCUCGCUUAGUAGCGCAAGGUUAUCAUCAAGAGUAUGGUCUCGAUUACAAAGAAACAUUUAGCCCUGCUGUGAAAGUCGUCACGAUUCUCCAUGCUGAGAGUCAUCACUGGCCAAUUCGUCAACCUGAUGUCAAUCAAGCCUUUUUACAAGGUAAUCUGAAAGAAUAA